AUGUUACGACAAACAGUUUCGGCACCUUCGCGCGCUCUCCGCUCCACAGCCAGACUCGGCACUCAAAGGAGUAUUGCCAGGCCACAUCAACUACAUCAUUCCCAGACACCCCUCAUCACCUCAGCCCGGACACUUGCUCCCCGGAUAAGAUGGUACAGCUCCGAGACGGAGGCUUCCAAAGACAAAAAUGCGCCUGAGUCCAGUCAAAACGGAGAGGAAGCAGGGAAGACGGAGCCCGAGAGCCCCGAAGUUGCCCUCAAGAAACAAUUAGAGGCCAAGGAUGCCGAGAUCCGGGAUUUGAAGGACCGGUACCUCCGCUCCGUAGCCGACUUCCGCAACCUGCAAGACAGGACACAGCGCGACAUGAAGCAGGCCCGCGACUUUGCCAUCCAGAGCUUCGCCAAGGACCUGGUCGACAGCGUCGACAACUUUGACCGGGCGCUGACCAUGGUGCCCGAGGAGAAGCUCAAGGCGAAGGAGGCGUCGGAGGAGCAGCAGUCGGAGCACCUCAAGGACCUGGUCAACCUGUACGAGGGCCUCAAGAUGACCGAGACGAUUCUGCUGCAGACGCUCAAGAAGCACGGCCUCGAGCGGUUCGACCCCGACGGCGAGGUUUUCAACCCCAACGAGCACGAGGCCACCUUCAUGACGCCCAUGCCGGACAAGGAGCACAACACCGUGUUCCACGUGCAACAGAAGGGCUUCAAGCUCAACGGGCGUGUCCUGCGGCCGGCCAAGGUCGGCGUCGUCAAGAACAAAUAA
This is a messenger RNA of Canariomyces notabilis, 762 nucleotides long. RefSeq names its product GrpE-domain-containing protein. The record is from RefSeq and is a predicted model, not a curated record. The transcript has 2 exons. Bases 1 to 762 code for a protein of 253 amino acids. Gene Ontology annotation, cellular component: PAM complex, Tim23 associated import motor. Gene Ontology annotation, biological process: protein folding; protein import into mitochondrial matrix. Gene Ontology annotation, molecular function: adenyl-nucleotide exchange factor activity; protein-folding chaperone binding; protein homodimerization activity. NCBI's taxonomy places the organism in Eukaryota, Fungi, Ascomycota, Sordariomycetes, Sordariales, Chaetomiaceae.